GUGUCCCCAGAUGUCCCCAGGUGUGUCCAGGUGUAUCUCAGGUGUCCCCAAACCCCUCCAGGUGUGUCUCAGGUGUGUCCUGCUCUAUCUCAGGUGUCCCCAGAUGUCCCCAGAUGUCCCCAGGUGUAUCUCAGGUGUGGUUUUGGUGUCCCCAGGUGUCCCCAAACCCCUCCAGGUGUCUCCAGGUGUAUCCUACUCUAUUCCAGGUGUAUCUCAAGUGUCCCCAGGUGUGUCCCAGGUGUCCCCAGGUGUGUCUGAAACUCCUCCAGGUGUGUCCUGCUCUAUCCCAGAUGUCCCCAGAUGUCCCCAGGUGUCCCCAGGUGUCCCCAGGUGUAUCUCAGGUGUGUCACCUGUCCCCAGGUGUGUCCAGAUGUAUCUCAGGUGUGGUUUUGGUGUCUCCAGGUGUCCCCAGGUGUAUCUCAGGUGUCCCCAAACCCCUCCAGGUGUGUCUCAGGCGUGUCCUGCUCUAUCUCAGGUGUCCCCAGAUGUCCCCAGGUGUAUCUCAGGUGUGGUUUUGGUGUCCCCAGGUGUCCCCAGGUGUAUCUCAGGUGUAUCUCAGGUGUGUCACCUGUCCCCAGGUGUCCCUCACCUUCAGCCAGCUUUGCCAUCAGCUGCAGCCUCCCCGCGGCCGUUCCCAGCUCGGGCUCCUCCCCGCAGGUGAGGGCG
This is a messenger RNA of Poecile atricapillus (Black-capped chickadee), 666 nucleotides long. RefSeq lists its product as uncharacterized. The transcript is spliced from 5 exons. Lineage: Eukaryota; Metazoa; Chordata; Aves; Passeriformes; Paridae. The record is from RefSeq and is a predicted model, not a curated record. Bases 11 to 661 code for a protein of 216 amino acids.